UCUAAGAUGGAGUAUAGCGACAGCAAUGGCGUCUAGUACUACUAUUUCACGGGAAAAUGCUGUUGACGUUAGAAAGCACUUGUCAUACAUGAUGUAUGGAUGAUGUUGCAGUUAUUACCGAGAGAAAAAAUUACUUUUUUCGUUUGAAGCAAGUAUAUAUUAUGACACUCCAUAGUCAACAUCAGAUUAAUAUUACCUGACUUGGCAAAGGUUUUUGGCCUUCCGGAAACUUAAUCAGUAGUAUGCUUCACAAAAAUUAGCCCAAAUACGUUGUAAUUUAUCCAAUUUCAACCCAUACAGUCCACUUUAUGCCAUUGAAAUAUCUAGAGGAACUUGAUAGAAUGUCCUGAGAUUUCGAGAGAGAUAGAUGGUUGCGUAGUAUUGUGGGAUACUUGUAACUGUACGUCAAACAGAAUUUCCAGUUUCCAGUUGUGCCCUUAGUUCAGAGAAUAGCAAAAGUCAUGUUGAUGAUGAUGAAGACGAGGAUGAUGAUCUUUUAAAUGUCAAUGGUAUCCAGCAGUUGGACUCUUCUUCAGCAACAGAAAUAGAAUGUGAUGUUACUGGAGAGGGCAGGAGGAAGAGACAAUUACCUGGACCAAGUGAUGAAAAUGAAGUAGAAGAAGAAGAGGAAGAUGACUGUGAUGAUAAAGAUGAAAUCUCGUCUACUGUUAGCAAUCUUUCAAACUUGAGUGGACUUUCUGAUUUAAGUGGACAAGAGUGGAAACCAAUAGCAGGUACGAUGAGCUGGGUUCAGAAGCAGAUGCUUACUGGAGUGAAUCCACGUUGUAUUCUUAACCAGAUAGUAGGUGACGGAGUUCCUGUAUCAGAGCAAAUGGAUGAUUUGAGCCUUUGGAAGAUUAUAGUUAAUUUUCUCAGUGAAAUACCGAGGAGACAAAAAUUACGCCAUAUAAAUACUUUAACAGAUGUCGUUCGCUUGUUGAGGGGUGCCAGGAAAGUCAUUAUUCUUACUGGAGCAGGGGUUUCUGUAUCAUGUGGAAUCCCAGAUUUUAGAAGUCGUGAUGGUAUUUAUGCAAGACUUUCAGUUGACUUUCCUGACCUGCCAGAUCCCCAGGCAAUGUUUGACAUAGCAUAUUUCAGUCAAGACCCUCGCCCCUUUUACAAAUUUGCUCGUGAAAUAUAUCCAGGACAGUUCAAACCUUCUCCAUGUCACAGGUUCAUUAAAAUGCUAGAAAAACACAAUAAACUGCUUCGAAAUUAUUCGCAGAACAUAGAUACUUUGGAGCAGGUAGCUGGUAUUCAUAAUGUCAUAGAAUGUCAUGGAUCCUUUGCCACAGCAUCUUGUACUCGCUGCAAAUAUAAAGUGACAGCUGACGCUAUACGAGAAGAUGUAUUUGCUCAGAGAAUACCACUGUGCCCAAAAUGUUCGACUGAUGCGUUGCCAUCUUUGAUCGAUUCUGCUAAUGGAGAACAUUAUAAAAGUUUGGUAUCUCAGGGUAUAAUGAAACCAGACAUUGUUUUCUUUGGAGAAGGUUUACCGGAGAUAUUCCAUGAAUCAAUGGCUAAAGACAAAGAUGAGUGUGACUUGCUAAUUGUCAUUGGAUCAUCCUUGAAAGUGCGGCCUGUAGCACUUAUACCAAGUUCUAUACCACCACAUGUUCCCCAGAUUCUGAUUAAUCGAGAACCACUACCGAACUUCAACUUUGAUGUUCAGCUGCUAGGGGACAGUGAUGUGAUUAUCAGUCAGAUAUGUUAUAUGCUCGGCGGAGAUUGGCUCGAAGUGUGUAGUACCCCUAAACCUCUUACAGAAGCAAAGCAUCUUCUGACACGUGAGAAGUCUUGGAGGACAAAUUUUGAUGACACGUGGGAAGAGAGGAGCAGUGACCAGUGUCCUACAGAUUACAGCCUCGACAGUGCCAAAGUUCAUCUUUCUGGUCACAGCAGCCGAGACAGACUAAACUCAAAAACUGUCACUCGGGCCACGUCUUCAGUAAGCAGUCUCACUGUCAAUCCAGCAUCGAGCAGUGACAGUGGCCAGUAUGCGGAAACAUCUGAAACUGAGUCUUUGCAUAUGGUUGUAGACAGCAGUUUAGCAGUGACAGCUGAUAGCACAAAAUGUGUGGUCCAUAAGGAACGACAUAUGUCUAUUGACUCUUCAACAAGAGACAGUGGAGUGUGCUUAUCUGUGGACAGUCCUGUAGAUAACCUGGUAGCAGAUUCGUCCAGAGAUGUCAAUGCCCAAGUUCUUGUAACAGACAGUCGUGAGAGACCUGCUGAAAAUAUAGGCAUUAAUAACAGUUGCGGGCGUAGUUUACAUGCUCCGAGAAUGUGUAACGAGCCUUCACUGUCACCCGACAGCACAUCACUGAACAGUAGCCAGAACACAAUUCUUGUCGAUCCUUCAAGAUUCUGUACUGAAGCUGCCGAUUCUUCCGCACAGGUGGAGUGUAGCAGUGGCGGAAGGAGCAGUAGCAUUAGUUGUCGUCACAUGUCAGUCGACUCGACCAGGGACAGUGGCAUAGGGGACGGUUGCAGCAGCAUUGCAAGUGGUGUUAUGAAUAAGGAAAGACAUAUGUCUUUAGACUCUUGUGAUGAACAUCAGAAAUCGGAAGACAAUUUAGACAUGCUGCGAUCGUGCUGGGAGCCGAAGAUCAGAGAGAGCUUGGCUACAAGGUUACCAGAUAAUUCUUACUAUUUUGUACAUCCCAACCGAUACAUUUUUCCGGGCGCCGAGGUGCUCUAUGACCCAGACGACACCCAGCGGUCGUCGUGCAGCAGCAGUGGAAGCAGCACGAGCUCGAGCGAUUCUGAAGGUUGCCUGUCGGAAGAAAGUGACAAUGACGAGGGUGAGGUGGACGACUGGGAGCACCUCUCGGUGUCUAAUGAUAAUCCUACCAAUGGUCGGUGUCCUUGAUGUAAAUUGGGGAACUGUAGUAAUCAUUAUUGUGGGACAUGGUGCAUUGUUAAUUCUUACUGCAAAAAUUGGUAAUCUGUAGUUAAAGGUGUGGCUAACUUAUACCUGGCAGUUUUAAAUAUGCAAAAUCGCAUAACCCAGAUUCUUUACAUAAACAAACAUUGCUUGAAUGUAAAGAACUGAAAACAAAUUACAAGUUUUUCAUUUAUCUGGAACUGCUAUAUAUUACCAUCAAAUACAGCUUUGGAUUUUGAAAUGUAAGUGUGACCUGUGUUCUAAUAUAUGUGAAUAAUAAUAUAUUGUAAAAAAUUAUUUAUUAUUGUUCAGGGUAGUUACAUGUUACUUGUUAUUUCAGUAUUUUGUAGAUACAUAUGUAGCAUAUUGGAGAUAUUUACUAUUUAGAACAACAACCUGUUAUUGGUAAAAUUAAGUCCCUCUUCUGCCAGGUGUAAUAUUUUUCAUUUAACUCAGAAAAAUUUUGUUCUGCAUAUUAAAGAUUCAUCUUAUAAUACCUACAUAUUACAAGAUCAUCUUAUAAAAUAAUGUGGCUCAUUGAAAAAAGUUCAAAUAUUUUUGUAAAUGGUUGCUGCUAUUAAUGAUUGGCAUUCCUUUAAUGGAAAAAAUUAUUUUGAAGAGAGAAUUGUGUAUAAUCAUAUUUUGCAAUGUCGGUCAGGCACUGCUUCACUAUUAAAUCAGCAAAUCUUUUUCAUGACUUAGGUGUGGGUUUUUUUUCAUCACCUGCAGCAAUUUUUUGUUUUCCAAAAAUAUUGCUUCAUUAUUGAACACUGACAUUGUAGAAGAGAUUUGAAAUUAAUUUAAAGAAAACAUUAUGCAAACUAGUUUGACACUCACUGUAAACUCUAAUUCAUGUUAAGGAAGCAGAUUAUUUGUUGCAGAUUUCCUCUAAUCGAGGAUGAUGGGUAUAUAGCAAAACCCUUCCUACACAAAGUAAUUAAUUUAUUUAUUUUGACUUUUGCUUGUGUUGACGUGACUGUUACUGAGUUAUAGCAGUUUAAUAGAAAACAAUUAUCCUCUUCACUGUGGAAACCAGAGAAGUUUUAGUUUCCACUGACACACUAACAGUUGAUUUAACAGAAAUUGAGCCACACAGGGAUGAGUACCAGAUCCUGUGUUAGAUGUUAAAAUGUAAAUAAACUUACAGUGUAAUUAUUAGAUGUCUAAAUUGGACAUGUUAUGUGAUAGUACUUUAGGGAUUAAUGAUUCCAUAUUUUUGAAAGCAAAAUAUGUGAAUACAUGUUGAAACACAACAUUAAGAGUCUCUCUCUCUCUCUCUCUCUCUCUCUCUCUCUCUCUCUCUCUCUCUCUCUCUCUCUCUCUCUCUCUCUCUGUGUGUGUGUGUGUGUGUGUGUGUGUGUGUGUGUGUGUGUGUGUUUUGGGGGAGGGAAGGGGGGUAGAGAGAGAGAGAGAAUAUUCCUGUAUGGGUGUUUUGUAAAUAGAGACAGAUUGUGUUUCAAUACUGUUUGUAAAAAACUGUAAAUGAAAUCACUUUCAUACUAGGUGUAUCAUCAGUGUGUACUUUAAUAAGCUGCUAAUUUUAAUUAAUGAUCUCAUAAAUUUAUAAUUGUAAUUUUAAAAUAUAGGUAUUAUAUUUAAUGCCACAUCCAAUAUUUUAAUGCAGGCUUGAUGAAAAAAGUAGAAUAAUUCAGUGUAUAUAAUUUGCUUUUGAUCCUAUAGGCUUAACAGCUAUGAAAGAUAUAUCGUCAUAUUUUUCUACAAACUGAAAUAAUUUCAGGUAUUAUGUUUGUAUAAAAUUAGCAAUGUAAAUGCAUGACAUGGAAGAAAAGGGAGAAACGAAUGCAGUAAGAACUUCAUUAUUUGCAUUUCUUUAUCUGUCAAAUGGCGUAUAAUACUAUACAAGUGUAUAGUUUUGUAUACUCAUUUAGUAUCUGCAACAUCUGUUGCAGAAGAAUAAGUUCUAAAAUCUUUAUGAAGUUUGUUGCACUGUAAAGGAAGAAUCUCUCAUAUAUGACAGCAGGCAUCUGUAUAAAUAAAUUUAAGUAUGCAGGUAUGCUAUGGCCUUAACUGUCAGAUACACAAUACAACCAUUUAUCUAUUUUAUAUCACUUGUUGUGUAUAUAGUUUUGAUAAUGAUGAUUAUUUAUGUUUUUGUUAGAUACCACAAUGUACAGUGUUAAUGUAAUCUGUGCACAUGUCUCAAUUUUGCUCGUGUGAAGGCCAUAGAACAUAAAAUUGUUAAGACUUCAAUUUUCUUAGCUCUGCUAUUGGGUAUAUUUGUAGGAUUACAAUAGUAUUGUGGUUCCGUUAUACACUGUAACGAAAGUUUCUACCAUCAUUCCAUUGUACACUUUAAAAAAAUUGGCUUUUGUGUAACUACGGUUUUAAUUUUUGUAUGAAUAGAUUGUGACUUGAUGUUGCUAAAGGAUAAAUAGAGGAAGUGUCAAUUUGUGUGAUGUGUGAACUUACUUUCACCUCCUAUUAACAAUGUGAGUGACAAAAUAUUCUAGGAAAGAAACUGUUACCAACUGCUGGGCACUUUCUGAGGCAAUUGCUGUUGAAUGCAUGUGACAGUUUUAUAAACAUAUUUCUUGUUGAUUAGCAGCUGCUGUUAUAAUUCAUUGCGUUAUACACGUCUGCUGUACCUUGUUUGUUCAUCUGUCAUCGAGUAAUUGAUGUGGGUGGAAACCAAUAUGGGAUAUGAUAGUUUCUGAGAGCAAUAAGUAGAGUGGUACCUCAUUUCUUUACAUCUCUAAUGUUGUCUCUUGUCUGUUUUAUAAUGAAAAUGUCUCCUGUCAUUGUAGCAAAAAACUAUUAAUUUAAUAUUGUCUGUUUUGUGUACAUAGAAAGUUUCAUGUAUACUGACUUUCUUAAAAAUAUGUUUACCUUUUGCAUUCUCUUCCCUACAUUGUUUACCCCUCUGUGUUUAAAAUACACUUUUUUUUUACAAGCAGUCUGUAGUUUUGUGUAUGAGCUAUAUUUUCCCUUUGUCAUUCCCCUGAAUGAUAUUAGCCAGUACUUUUAUUCUGUAUUCCAAUUUUAGAAAAGGCUACUGCCUUUAAAACAUAAACCAAAAGUUACACAAGCCUGUGUUUCUAAAUUUUUUUCGGAUUACAUUUAAGAAAUGAACUAUCAUGUCAGGGUUUUUCACAAAAUAAGAUCUCAUAAUUAAUUGUAUUGUCAGAUUUAAGUCUUCAUUAUUUUGCAAAUUUGAGGUAGUGACGGCAGUUACGACUGAAACAACUAUUAAUUCCAAUAAUAACUGUAUGCAUCAAAGAUUGAAAAAUUCUAAGACUUUUGUAUUAUAUGUUUCCAGAUACCUAGAUCAAAAUAUCAAAUAAAACAGGGAAGCAAAAGGAAACAGUACAUAUACUCUCUUGUUUUUCUCAAAAAGCAAUAAGGGUUGAACUUGAUAAAGUCAUCAGUAUUUUGCUAUUGAGUCUAACCUUUUAAAACUCAUCACAAAAUCAUGUUGUAAUAGAAGGUCAUACAACUAUUUGGGCAUUAUGAAUAGUCAGUGUUGAAGGAUGAAAACAGAGAUUGGAGAACUCUGUUUUUCAUGUUAUGUUGUUGUUUACAAGAGCUACAAAAGUUGAUAAAGGUGUAGUAUGUAGACACAGCCAGCAGAUCUGCUACUGAUUAUUUUUAUAAUAAACAAUUAAUGAAUUGUUUAGUUUUUAAUUUCCUUUUUUUUCUAUUAUUUCAUAGAAGUGGCUGACAGAUAUUAAAUUUUUCUAUAAAGUU
Schistocerca gregaria is the source of this 6592-nucleotide messenger RNA. It is a transcript of the gene Sirt1, whose product is annotated as NAD-dependent protein deacetylase sirtuin-1. The transcript has 11 exons. The record is from RefSeq and is a predicted model, not a curated record. Bases 740 to 2872 code for a protein of 710 amino acids. Gene Ontology annotation, molecular function: NAD+ binding. NCBI's taxonomy places the organism in Eukaryota, Metazoa, Arthropoda, Insecta, Orthoptera, Acrididae.